UUACCUGUCAACCAGACCGGGACGGUGUUGUGAAUCUUGUGUCAUGUUUAUGAAUACGCCAUGGCAAUGGAGGAGCAUAAAAGUCGCCUUGUCUACACAUUCUAUAUGCUAACAUUGUUUCUGUGCGGUGCCGUGCUGUUUCUUAUUGGUUUCUUUCCCGCCUCGUAUUCUGUUGCCGAGCAAGAAAGCAGUGUGCCCAUCGACCGUCCAACAACACUGCAUGGCGAAAAGCUUGAACCACCACCGUCCAGCUACAAUUCGUUCAUACUAUUGCUGAUCGAUGCCUUGCGCAAUGAUUUCCCCAGUGAGUCCACUAUGCCGGUUUCCCAUGAGAGGGCUUGCCUCAAGCUUAGCCUGCACGUCGAUAUACCGACGGUGACGAUGCCGCGAUUAAAGAGCAUUACCACUGGCACGCUAUCGAAUUUCAUUGAUAUUGCCCUCAAUGUGGGACACACAGAGCAAGUGGAAGAUUCGCUGCUGCAUCGCCUGAAGCAGCGCGAUGCUGUCGUCUCAUUUGCCGGCGAUCACACAUGGGUGCAUCUCUUUCCCAGUGAAUUUACACGCAAGGCCGAAAAUAAUGAUUCGUUUUACGUAAAUGACUUCUAUGAAGGCGACAAGAAUGUGACUCGAACAUUGGAAUUGGAGUUGGAGAAAGAAGACUGGAAAUUGCUUAUAUUACACUAUCUGGGCUUGGAUCACAUUGGUCAUGUCGAAGGUCAUGCUAGCCCAAAAAUAAAUCACAAGCUUAAAGAGAUGGAUGAUGCGGUAAAGAAGAUAUUGGACCACAAGAACAUGGAGAACUAUCUGCUGUUAUUGACUGGAGAUCAUGGUAUGGCUGAUGGCGGUGGCCAUGGCGGCAAUACGCCCGCCGAGACUUCUGUGCCGCUCUAUUUGUAUUCCAAGAACUGCAGCAAAUAUGCGGGAAGCACAAAGCGUUAUAAUCAGAUCGAUUUAACGCCCACGCUGGCGUUGCUCUUGUCUGUGGAGAUACCGACCAUGUCCAUUGGUUGCCUAAUACCGGAAAUGCUGCAGACUUUAACUUUGGAGCAGCAGAUGUAUGCCUAUUUCUACAAUGCACAUCAUCUGCUCAACAAGGCGAGAGUCAAGUUUGGCCACGAAAGUGUUCGUCGUAGCGAUUACUUCGGUUGGUAUCAGAAUGCAACGCUGUUGCACAAGAAUCUGCUUGAACCACUGCGCUUAGGCGACGGCAGCAGCGCCAGCAAAGUGCACUAUGAGAACGCCAAACUAAAUUAUUUGCGUGUGGCACGUGAGAUAUCCGAACAGUUGUCCGAGUCAUUGGUGAAAUUCGAUUACGGUUUAAUAGCUGUCGGAUUGGCGCUAGCAACAGCGACAUCGCUGCACAUUGUGCUGAACAUUCUGUUUCUGGAUGUAGCAACGGAGCAACUGGGUCUGGAUAUUCUAAAACUGGGGCAGCUGCUUCUGUCACUGGUUAUUGGCAUUAUGUUAAAUGUAGUGGGUCAUAUGCUGGAUCAAUUAAUGACCAGCUCCAUGCUGCAGAGCCUGCUGUUGCUAUUUCCAAUAGUGGCAUCCGUUUAUCUAUCUAUUGAUGUGGCCCAGGCGCUCAUUAAGAUUGCCCUGCCGCCGUUAUAUGCACGCCGCUUGAAGCUUUCAAUACCGCUACCAUUACCACUUCUGCUCUGCUAUGCUAUACGCACCUUCACACUGGGCUCAUCCUCCUUCAUUGAGUUUGAAUACAAGACCUGGUAUUAUUUGGGCAAUACACUAAUAUUGCUUGUUGCAUUGAAGACGCUGCGUCGUCGCAUCACCAAGGCAAAUGUGGAGCUAGAUGGACGGCAUUUGCAUAAAAUUGCCUCGGCUUGCCUGUGGCAACAGCGCAAGAUCUUUGUGGUGCUUAUUUUGCUCACGCUGAUGCGCUAUCUGCACCGCUUAUCGAGUAUCAAGAGCACACUGAUGCUCUUUUCAUUGCUGCUGUUCUGGGCACGCCUGCGCAAGUUUACGGACACGCCGCAGGCCAUCUUCAACGGCAUUGCAUUCAUGCUAGUCUACAGUUUCAGAGGUCUCAAUGGGCAGGUGCAAUUUUUCGUGCUGCCCGAUCAAUUGGCUUCUCGUUAUGUGCUCGCCUUGUUGGUGCUCUUCUGGUGCUGUCUUGCUCUGGUUUUUGUGCUCGGCUAUCGCACAGCUUUGCCGCAACAACAGAGUGGUCAGAGCUUGUUGGAUGGUCCACCUAAGAGCAAUCUGCUGAAGCUGCUGCAAACAAAUCUGACAUGCUCACUAAUACUAACUGCACUGCUGUACAAGGUGCAGAAUAUUGUGCUGCUGCCCACGCUUCUGAUCACGCUGGACGAGACCUACAAACUGUGCGAGGCUUAUGGCACAACAGUGCGCAAAUUCUCGGUGCGUUUAGUGCAUGUCUACAAGAUCAUCAUGACCAUCUUUGUGGCGAGAAUGUUUUACUUUUAUCAGGGCAACUCGAACAGUUUGUCCACCAUUGAUUUGACACCCGGCUACAUUGGCCAGACCAGCUAUAAUCCCGUCAUUGUUGGCUUCUUUGUCACCCUCAACACGUAUAGCGCCGAAAUACAUUCCUUCCUCUAUCUGAUUGUCCACACUUUGCGUGCGGAUUUACGCAGCGUUGGCAUCAUCCAAUCAUUGCCCUCAUAUGCCAAGGCAGCAGAUUCCAUUGUGGCACCCUUAUACGCCGCAUUGGUCAUGUUGCCAGCGGCCUUCUAUCUGUGUCUAAUGGUUGGCUUUCGCUAUCACUUAUUUAUCUAUUCCGUCUUUUCGCCCAAAGUGCUGUACGACUGUUAUACUGUAUUAGUCUUUUACUUGGUAUUCCUAUCAACGAGUUUGUACUUUAAAUUGUUUAAACGCGACGCUUAA
This is a messenger RNA of Drosophila albomicans, 2862 nucleotides long. RefSeq lists its product as uncharacterized. Gene Ontology annotation, cellular component: endoplasmic reticulum membrane. Lineage: Eukaryota; Metazoa; Arthropoda; Insecta; Diptera; Drosophilidae. The transcript is spliced from 7 exons. Gene Ontology annotation, biological process: GPI anchor biosynthetic process. The record is from RefSeq and is a predicted model, not a curated record. The coding region runs from base 61 to 2862 and encodes 933 amino acids.